AUGCGUCUGUUCUUUGGUAAGAAGAAAGAGCAGAAGAAGUCGGCUCCUCCUCCACAACAGAACUUGCCCGAUGCAAUUAUGAAGAACAAGGAAGCGAUCGAAACGUUGGAGAAGCGCGAGCUGUUGAUUGAGAAGAAGAUGGCAAUACAGGAACAAGAGGCUCGUAUGACGCUAGAGCAGCAGAUAUUGUCUUUGGAGAGUAGUCAAACGACUGCAGUUGCUGUGCAAGCGUUGUCACAAGGCGUGUCGGCGCAGAAGACUAUGAAUCAGCAACUUAAUAUUGAUAAUAUUGACGAGCUCAUGGACGACAUGGCUGAGCAGCAGGAUCUGCAGAAUGAGGUUUCGCAGGUUCUGUCUUCGGGCAACCAAAUUAUGGAUGACGAUGAGUUGUUGAACGAGUUGGACCAGAUCGAGGCUGAGGAGUUGGAUAAGAAGAUGGUUGAUGCUGUACCGGUGCCGAGUGGUGGGGUUGUCACUGCUCCUGCUACGAGUAGCGCAGCAGCAGCUUCUGUGAAGGCCCCGAAGGUUAGCGAUGGGGCGAAGUCGAAUGCUAGUACAACAGCUGAGACGAGUAAGUGGGGGAAUGAGGCCGCUGCUCGUAGUGGGUCGAGACUUUUGUCCAUGGUCGUCUUCGGCUUGGAUGAUCGGCAAACCUAA
Messenger RNA from Perkinsus marinus ATCC 50983, 657 nucleotides. Its product is annotated as Vacuolar sorting protein snf7, putative. Gene Ontology annotation, cellular component: multivesicular body. Gene Ontology annotation, biological process: late endosome to vacuole transport via multivesicular body sorting pathway; vesicle budding from membrane. The transcript is spliced from 7 exons. The record is from RefSeq and is a predicted model, not a curated record. NCBI's taxonomy places the organism in Eukaryota, Perkinsozoa, Perkinsida, Perkinsidae. Bases 1 to 657 code for a protein of 218 amino acids.